CGUGACUAAAUAGUUUGCUCUUCUAUUCGCCAAUCGUCUUUGACUCCGUCGUCUAUGGUACGCUAAUCGCGUAGGACUUAUAUAAUAAUAAUAUUAUUUUUAUUAUAAAUAUAAAUAUAAAUUUAAACGGUUUUGAGCCAAAUAAAUGGCGAUCAUCUUGCAGUGGCCUCGGGUGUUCUUAGUGAUGGCGCUGUUCCUGUGGCUGCAGUCCAUGGUGGAAGCCGCUAAUUACCGACUGUUGGUGUUACACACCAACGACAUGCACUCGCGGUUCGAUCAGAUUGACGAGACGGGUGGCGCGGAAUGCACAUCGACCGGCCGACCGUGUUACGGCGGUUUCGCGCGGCUCAAGACGGCCGUCGACCAGGAGCGCCGAAACGCCGAUGCCGACGGCGCGCUGUUCCUCAACGCCGGCGACACAUUUCAGGGCACGGCGUACUACACGCUCCUCAAGUGGCACGCCGUCGAGCGCAUGAUCGGGACGCUUGGCAUCGACGUCAUGUGUUUAGGAAAUCACGAAUUCGACGACGGCGUGGAAGAUGUUGCAUCGUACAUACGAAACAUAACUAUCCCAGUAGUGGCUAGUAAUGUAGAUCUAACCGACGAACCAUCAUUAGCCAGUCAGCCGAAUUUGAUGAAAUCUAAAGUUUUGACUGUAAAUGGUCGUAAAAUUGGAGUUAUCGGAUACUUGACACCAGAGACAUCGGUUAUAACACGAGUGGGUAACGUGAAAAUUUUGCCGGAAAUUCCAUCGAUUGUAGCUGAGGCAAAACGUCUGAAAAACGAUGGUGUGGACAUUCUCAUAGCGCUUGGACAUUCCGGUUUAGAAAUUGAUACACAGAUAGCCAGAGACGUCGAAAACAUCGAUUUGGUGAUUGGUGGACAUUCACAUUCAUUUUUGUACACAGGAAAUCCACCAGACAUUGAUAAACCAGUUGGUCCUUAUCCUAUUUGGGUGGAACAACCAAACACCAACAGGAAGGUACCCGUCGUCCAUGCAUAUUAUGCCACAAAAUAUUUGGGUAAAUUGUGGAUGGAGUUUGAUGAAGCCGGUGAAGUUGUCAGAAGUUAUGGGAAUCCGAUCUUAUUGGAUUCCAAAAUCGAACAAGAUCCCAAAGUAUCGAAUGAAGUAAAAGUCAUGAGAAAAGUGAUUGAGGAGAAAACCAAUCAAGUGAUUGGUUCGACAAGUGUAUUCUUAGAAGGUAGCAAUGAAUACUGUAGGUUCAGAGAAUGUAACCUGGGAAAUUUCAUAACGGACUCUUUUGUAGAUUACAAUAUUCGAAAUAAUAUCAAAUCGUUUGAUUUGAACAAUUACUGGACCGACGCCCCUAUAGCAUUGUUACAAGCUGGAGGUAUACGGACAAAUAUGAACAGCAUGAACAAAAGAGGUAACAUCACUUUCGGCGAUUUGCUGUCGUCGCUGCCAUUUCAAGAUGAUAUAGGUAAAAUUACGACUAAGGGUUCAGAUAUUUGGACAGCUUUUGAGUAUUCCGUUCGACGGUACAGUACAAUGGUGGCUAACGGUGAAUUUCUUCAAGUGUCAGGAUUAAAGGUCGUAAUAGACUUUGGUCAGCCCAGUGGCAAGCGUGUGCAAUCCAUUUACGCGAGGUGUGGGAAUUGCGCCGUGCCGGUAUAUGAGAAAUUGAAUUUAACCACAAAUUACACUAUAAUCAUAAGUAAUUAUCUGGCAGAAGGUGGAGAUGGCUUCUCGUUCCAAAAAGUGGUUAAAUACGAGAGUUUUAGAAAAACAGAUUUGAGCAUUGUGGAAGAAGAGUUUCAUGCAAAGUCACCAAUACGGCCGGAAGUAGGUCAACGGAUAGUGCUGCUCGGAAUGGAUGAGUUGAUCAAGAAGCAAACAACCAACAAAGAUAGCCAAACUGCUUUGGCAUGCUUGUCAGAUUUGACAAUAUUACUGUUAGCGUUUGUCGUGUUUGGUGUAUUCGACUAUUGGCUCGCUUACGAAAGAUAAUGAUCGAGCCAUAUUAUUCUUAACCUUUUCAUUAGUUUUUUUUCUAUUAAUUUCUCAUCUAUACAGAAAAAAACUGUUACUAUUAUUAUUAAAAUGAAAAUUCAUGGUUUUGAUAUUUUUUUAAGUAUUAAUUUAAAUAUUUUAUACAAUUUGCUCGACAAUAAUAAAUAUUAU
This is a messenger RNA of Aphis gossypii (cotton aphid), 2143 nucleotides long. Its product is annotated as protein 5NUC-like. Gene Ontology annotation, cellular component: plasma membrane. Gene Ontology annotation, molecular function: nucleotide binding; 5'-nucleotidase activity; metal ion binding. The transcript is spliced from 9 exons. Lineage: Eukaryota; Metazoa; Arthropoda; Insecta; Hemiptera; Aphididae. Gene Ontology annotation, biological process: AMP catabolic process. The coding region runs from base 146 to 1969 and encodes 607 amino acids. The record is from RefSeq and is a predicted model, not a curated record.